AUGGUUAUCCCGGGUGACACCAUCUGCGCCGCUCUUGACAAAGGCGGCGGCGUCCGCUUCGGCCCCGACACAUUCGCAAUCUACACCCGCGCGCCCCUCCCUCGCAGCUUCGCAGACCUCGACAAGAAUGCCGCCCUCCAUACCAAGCUGACAGCCGCCGCGGCGCUGGUCUGUCAGACGCUCCCCGUCUACGUGGAUCUAGACGCUACGGACAUGACGCAACUCGCUUCGCUCCCUGUGCCCGUACCCCUCACUUCGAAUGUCGAGGCGGUAUCGAAUAAAACGACCAGUCACCCGCCGUGGUUCCUCAUCAACGCCGCAACGAUCAAGAAACACUGUGUGGUCGGAAGUGGGUCGGUAGCUCAGGCGCUCCUCGUCAUCCUACAACGCCCCUGGUGUGUCCUCGAGAUAUGCUGCACGGAUCCAGCGACCAUCGCAGCCGUAUUGGCGUUCGCGCGGCUUGCGGCGCAGGAGGAUCUCGAUAGUUACGAUGCUUCAGUCCGGCUGUUGAGUUAUGAGCAAAGGGCGAGGAUCACACCGGCGCCGGCGUCAGCACCAAUCCCGGCGGAUAUAUCUACCCCCUCCAUUUCUCAGCACGGGCCUAGCCCACGAUGCUCGAUAAACGCGCUUCGCGAUAUCUAUGCGGCUACUACGCUCACGGCAUCCUAUAACCGGUUCUGGCUGCCGCUUAUUUGCACCUGUGCGUUCUACCUGGGUAUAUCAUUCUCAGAAGUUGUGAGGCGGAUCCGCAAGGAUCUAGAUGUCGACGGCCCGUUAGGUGAGAAGGAAAGGGGCUCGACUUGGACCGGACUUUAUAGAGAGAUUCUUAAGAUGAUUAACGAGUGCCUUUGA
Messenger RNA from Aspergillus calidoustus, 852 nucleotides. NCBI's taxonomy places the organism in Eukaryota, Fungi, Ascomycota, Eurotiomycetes, Eurotiales, Aspergillaceae. The record is from the annotation of a GenBank genome assembly.